AUGUCGUCGCGUAAGGACGAGUUAUUGGCCAAGAAGGCUCGCCUUGCAGAGCUACGGCGACAAAGGGAACUGCGCCAGGAACAGUAUACGUCGAGUCGACAGAGCAUUGGGGAGGCCCCUUCUCCUGGCAAAACCGCCGAAGAGCGCAGGUCCGAGAUUGACCACCUCGUCUCCAGCCUAAUCGACCGGCAGAGAGACAGAGACUCGACAGCCUCGCCCAGCAGAAAGGGGAGUCGACCCAGUUCAAUUCAGGGCACCCUUACAGGGCAAAUCAGCCCUCAGCAAGAUGUCGAACCUUCGCCAAGAAGAUUAAUGCAAUCAAUAGCCACGCAGACCGAGAGCUCGGAUACUUCGUUUCCCAUUUCCGUCGAUGCUUCCGCUCAUGAGCCUGCCCCCUCAAAGAAGGAGUAUAUCACAUACACAAAGGGCGUGCAGACAGAACCAUAUCUCGAAGAACCCGCCAAAUCGCAAGAACUUUCCGACGAUGACGACCUAUCAUUGCGACAAAGAAGACGGCUCAGCCGGCGUGAGCAAGAAAGAGACGAAGAAAUUCGGCAAGCGCUGCGCAAGGAAAUUGAGGAAGAAUUGCAAGCAACGCGCAAUCGAGAAUCCAUGAUCUCAAUAUCAACAAGUUCUCAUCACCAGCAGCGCUUUCCCCUGCGCACCCUUACCAAUACUGAACUCAAUGCUGUGGUUGCUUCUCCCGAAUUCGUUUCCUUCGUCGAGCGUUCCUCGAAAGUCAUUGAACGUGCCCUGGAUAUGGACGAUGAGUAUGACUUGCUGGCAGACUAUACUCGCACCUCCGCACUUGACGAUGAUGACGACAACAAUGAUGCUACGCCCUAUUCACGAACUGGCAAAAAGUCCCAUUCUCUACGCGAAUCUUUUCAGCUGUUUUCCGACCGAUACACUCGCAGACGCAUUGUCUCGGAUAUCCAAUUCUCUCCACAUUUUAAUGAACUUCUCUUGUCCUCUUACACCAAGAAUCCGUCUGCCCCUCACGAACCGGCCGGUCUGGUUCUGCUGUGGAAUACACAUGCUCCAUCUCGCCCGGAGUACGUUUUCACAGCGUCGUCCGACGUUCUGUCAGCUCGAUUCUCGCCAUUUCAUCCUAAUCUCGUUAUUGGCGGCUGUUAUUCAGGCCAAAUAUGCUUAUGGGACACUAGAACGUCUGGACGUACGGGGCAGCCAGUCCAGAAAACGCCGCAAUCCGGUUCCCACCUGGGCCACACACAUCCAGUCUACAGCAUAAGCGUUGUAGGAACACCUAAUGCUCAUAAUAUCAUCACUGCCUCAAUGGACGGCGUUGUCUGCUCAUGGUCAGUGGACAUGCUUACACAAGCGCAAGAAUAUCUCGUCCUCAACACCCCACCUCCAGCCAAAACCGACGACCUUGCCCCUACCAGCAUGAGUUUCCCUGCUGCAGAUCCAACCUUUUUCCUCGUCGGCACCGAAGAAGGCACCAUUUACCCAUGCCACCGGUACGAUCGUGCCGGAGCUCAAGCUGGCGUGGACACCCGUGUCGCCUACAAAGGCCACACUGCACCAGUUAUGUCGUCGCAGUUCCACCCUGCACGAGGACCUGUUGAUCUAGGGGAUCUACUUCUCAGUUCUAGCUCCGACUGGUCCGUGAAAUUGUGGCGAGUGAAGCCUGCUGCGAGUUCCAGCACAAGUGCAUCAACUAUAGCAGCAGGCGGCGCAGCUUCGACAGUUGUGAGCCCCAUCCUUAAUCUUGCAAGAGAAGAUCUUGUCUACGAUGCGAAAUGGGCUCCCCAUAAGCCUUCGGUUUUUGCUUGUGUCACAGGCGCGGGGGAGCUGGAGGUGUUUGACCUUAGUUAUGAUUUAGAAGUUCCGAUUGUCAAGGUAAGUCCCACAAGAGGGAAGAACGGAGUGGUCCCGUUCAAGGGGCUGAACAAGGUGGCCUGGGAGGAAAAGCGAGGGAGCCACAUGGCUGUUGGUGGACUCGAUGGCGUUGUGACAGUGUUUGACGUCGGGAAGGGAUUGCAGUGUGGGAAUGGUGAGGCUAGCAUGGAUGAAUGGGUAGGCAUGAAGAGGUUAGUGACAAAGCUUGAGGGGGGGAAGUGA
This is a messenger RNA of Cladophialophora psammophila CBS 110553, 2085 nucleotides long. RefSeq names its product dynein intermediate chain, cytosolic. Gene Ontology annotation, cellular component: cytoplasmic dynein complex. Gene Ontology annotation, biological process: transport along microtubule. NCBI's taxonomy places the organism in Eukaryota, Fungi, Ascomycota, Eurotiomycetes, Chaetothyriales, Herpotrichiellaceae. Gene Ontology annotation, molecular function: dynein light chain binding; dynein heavy chain binding. The coding region runs from base 1 to 2085 and encodes 694 amino acids. The transcript has 2 exons. The record is from RefSeq and is a predicted model, not a curated record.